Molecule: messenger RNA, 1685 nt
Organism: Cataglyphis hispanica
Lineage: Eukaryota; Metazoa; Arthropoda; Insecta; Hymenoptera; Formicidae
Gene: L2HGDH
Product: L-2-hydroxyglutarate dehydrogenase, mitochondrial
Exons: 8
Coding region: 270-1607 (445 amino acids)
Molecular function (GO): (S)-2-hydroxyglutarate dehydrogenase activity; (S)-2-hydroxy-acid oxidase activity
Source: RefSeq, a predicted model, not a curated record
GAUGUAAAAUGUGAAUGUAUAUGUAGAUCUUUAAUCAUUCUUAUCCAGAAUGCCAGAAUCGCAGUCUUGGUCUUUCCUGAGCCACAUGUUUAAUAUUUCGCUGCGCGAAAAAUAUUCUCGAUGACAGUUGGUGCGGCGGGAGAGCAUGUAAAGUGCGUAAAUUUCAUAUCACCUGAGCAGUCUUAUCUGAUAACAUUUCAUCGCGCGACGAACGAUAUGUUUGUAGGAAACAUAUAAUCGGAAUCAUCUAAGGUGACGACAUAUACAACAUGAUGAAGACGAGUUUGAUAACGUCUCUAACCAAGAGAACCAAACCGCAGCUACAUUAUUUAUGUCGUCACGGUUCUACUGCCGCAAGCACAUGCAGCGCCUACGACCUGGUGAUCGUCGGCGGUGGCAUCCUCGGUUGCGCUACCGCCCGCGAGAUGAUCAUGAGACAUCCGAAUAUGAAGAUGGCUAUCGUGGAGAAGGAGAGUACUCUAGCCAAGCAUCAAACAGGGCACAAUAGCGGAGUGAUACAUGCCGGCAUUUAUUACACUCCUGGAAGUAUGAAGGCGAAACUCUGUGUAGAAGGAUUAAAACUUUGCUACGAGUACUUUUGCAAAAACAACAUACCUCACAAGAAGAUUGGCAAAUUGAUUGUCGCCCAAAAUCAAAAUCAAGUCAAGAAAUUAGAUGAGCUUUUCGAUCGAGCUACAAAGAACAAUGUACCGGACGUUCAAAUCGUUGAGAAAGAUUGCAUAUCUAAAUACGAACCAAAAUGCAAGGGAGAAAAGGCUAUAUGGUCACCAUGGACAGGUAUAGUAGAUUGGGGAAUUGUGUGUAAAUCUUUCGCCGAAGAUUUUAAGAAAUUGGGGGGUGAGAUUUUCCUCAAUUUCGAAGUAAUCGGAUUCACGGAAAUGGCGGAAUCGAAAGAAAACGACCAAUUGUCUCCCAUUUCCAUUCAAUCGAAAAAUCGAUGUAUACCAACAAAGUAUGUGCUGACGUGCGCCGGUCUGCAUUCGGAUCGUUUGGCGGUAAUGACAGGCUGCGAUGUGAAUCCGCGAAUAGUGCCGUUUCGCGGCGAAUAUCUUCUUCUGAAUGAAAACAAGCGGCAUCUCUGCACGACCAAUGUGUAUCCAGUGCCUGAUCCCAGAUUCCCAUUUCUAGGCGUGCAUUUUACACCUAAAAUAGCGGGCGACAUCUGGUUAGGUCCUAAUGCUGUUCUCGCAUUAUCUAGAGAAGGCUACAGCUGGUUUGAUAUAAAUAUUAAAGAUUGCAUAGAAAUGGCUAAAUUUCCUGGUUUAUACAAACUAUGCUUCCGAUACUUUAUACCAGGCUGCCAGGAAAUGAUAAAAUCAAUUUUCUAUCCAUUGGCAGUAAGGGACCUACAACAGUUUAUUCCUGAAAUUACGUAUAAAGAUGUCAAAAGAGGACCAGCAGGUGUAAGAGCACAGGCACUAGAUAAAGAUGGCAAAUUAUUAGACGAUUUCGCUUUUGACGGAGGCACUGGUACAAUCGGAAGUAGAGUAUUGCAUUGUCGAAAUGCGCCGUCACCCGCUGCAACUAGUAGUAUGGCGAUAGCAAAACUUAUUGCUGAUAAACUCGACCAUGAUUUCAAACUUUAAAAUAUUGAUGUUGAUAUAUAUAUUUGUAUUUAACCGGCCAAAUUAAAAAUAAAACAGAAUGGGUAUUUAAAGAAAAGA